Molecule: messenger RNA, 537 nt
Organism: Priapulus caudatus
Lineage: Eukaryota; Metazoa; Priapulida; Priapulimorpha; Priapulimorphida; Priapulidae
Product: glycine, alanine and asparagine-rich protein-like
Exons: 3
Coding region: 1-537 (178 amino acids)
Source: RefSeq, a predicted model, not a curated record
AUGAGAGGAGGUGAAAGCAACAAUGGCGGAUAUGGAGGAGAUAGAAGCAACAAUGGCGGAUAUGGAGAAGGUGGGAACGGAAAUAGCGGCUAUGGAGGAAGUGGGAGCAACAAUGGUGGAUAUGGAGGAGGUGGAAGCAACAAUGGGAAUUUGAGAGCCAGAAGACCCCAAAGGGCGAUAUGGGGGUGGCAACAAUGGCGGAUAUGGGGAGGUGGAAGCAACAAUGGCGGAUAUGGAGGAGGUGGAAACGGAAAUAGCGGAUAUGGAGGAGGUGGGAGCAACAAUGGUGGAUAUGGAGGAGGUGGAAGCAACAAUGGCGAUAUGGAGGAGAAAAGCAAAACAAUGGUGAAUACGGGGGUGGGGGAAACAGCAAAGGCGGACGCCACGGUGGAAAUGGCAAAAAUGGAGAGCGCUCUGGGCAGUUUCUGUCUGGCACAUGCCGAGUGCAUGCAAGGGAACGUCCACACUCUUAUUGACGUGACGCUGAAUGUCGGAGAGAUGCAGGUGAAUCUGGUGAAUGUUCUCACCAACUGGUGA